AUGUCGUCCAAGCCCAUUCGCCGGCGCAUGCGAAUGAUCACAUCGUGCCUCGAGUGCCGGCGGCGCAAGCUCAAGUGCGACAAGUCGCAGCCGUGCUCCAACUGCCUCAAGUUCAACCGAGACUGCCACUACCUCGGCCCAAAGCUGGACGAGGCCAGCCAGUUACGCCUGACCGAGAUCAAGGAAAAGGUGGGGUCGCUUGAGAGGCAGCUAGAGCGCGAUGUCGCCAAGACGACAGCGACGUCGCGCGGCAGCUACCAGCAGCGCAUCGUGGCCGACGACAUCGACGGCGAGUUUGACGAUGACCGCGACCUCGAGAUCACGCCCAUGGUGGCGCUCGACCUGACGUACGAGGACGACCUGGACGGCACGGGCGCAACCGACGAUCUCAUCGACCUCGGCAUCCGCGUGGGCAGGAUGCGCAUUACCGAGCGAAUCGGAGGGCUCAACCGGCCUCGUAUUGCCGAGGAGAUCCAAGCCGGGAUUGGUACCCCUCGUACGCCCCGCGCCUUUGCAGCGCCUGCCCCCGGCUACCAGAGGGACGAGGGCAUGUUUGACGCUAGCGGCGGCCCCGAACCCGUGGUGCCCGACUUCCUCCGGCCCGGUGCGGCCUUCAUCCCGCCCACGAGCGGCUUCUUUUUCGGCCAGGUCGUCGAGUCGCACAAUUUCUUGAACUUCCUGCCCCCCAAGAAAGUCGGCGAUAUCCUCUUGGCGCGUUACUAUGAUGCCGUGCAUCUCAUCGCCAGAUGCCUCCACUGGCCUUCGUUUCAGGGGGUGUACCAGUCCUUCUGGGAAGAUGUCGACCGGUACAUUGAGCCGCGCCCUUCGGUCCAGGGCGUCGUCUUCGCUGCCUGGUUCAGUGCCGCCGUGAGCUUCGACGAAGAUCAGCUCAGCAGGGAAUGCGGGCUCAGCAAAGCCCACCUGGUGGCCAACCUGAAGAUUGGCACCGAGACUGCGCUGAGCAAGGCAAACUUUUUGCGGACAACAAAGGUCGAAACCCUGCAGGCUUUCGUCAUGUACAUGCUUCCGCUCUGCCGAGAAGAGGUGUCUAGGGCGCAUUCUGUUCUCGUGGGCGCUGCUGUCAGGAUGUCGGAAUGCAUGGGGCUUCACCGCGACGGCGAGGCAUACGGCCUUAGCCCGCUCGAGACUCACGUCCGGCGGCUCAUCUGGCACCAGCUCUGCUUCCUGGACAUACGGACGUGCGAGGCCCAGGGACCCAAGCCGGCGAUCCGGCGCGAGGACUACGACACCAAGCUGCCGCUCAACUGCGACGAAGACGAGCUGACGGCGCACACGAUGGUGGCUCCGACGCCAGCCGAGCACUGGACGUCGACGCUGUUCUCGCUCAUGCGGUUCGAGAUCAACGAGAUGAUGCGCAACAUCUGGACGGACCGACGCAAGCUCGAGAUGCACAAGACGACGCUAACGGCAGUGCUGACCAAGAUCGAGAAGUUCCGCAAGCGCAUGUUUGAGAAGUACGACCGGUUCCUCAACGACGUGGUUCCGAGCCAGCGGUACGCCAAGCUCGUCAUGCACCUGCUGGUGUACCGCCUGCACGCCAUGGUGCUGCACCCCUACCACGCAAACACCACCAACCCCAUGCCCGACCGCCUCAACGGCGUGCUGGUCACGAGCGGCAUCAUGAUCAUCGAGAUUGCCAUCCAGCUCGAGGCCAACACCCUGUUCCGCGACUGGGCCUGGUACCUGGGCGCCUACCAGCAGUACCAGAUUGCCCUCCUUCUCGCAACCGAAAUCUACUACCGCCCCAACAGCAGCGAGGCCCACCGCAUCUGGCCGUGUCUCGACUACGUCUUCGGCCUCGACCCCAACAUGGCGCGCGACGACAAGAGCCUGCAGAUCCUGACCGAGAUAAUGGGCAAGUCGACCGUCUACAUGGGCAUGCGCAAGAUGCGUGCCCCGACAGCCAUCACAAAGGCCGUCCCGGACAGGCAGGCGGUCAAGGAGUCGCCGCCGCCACAGCCGCAACCGUUGCCGCUGCAUCUUCAACAGCAGCAGCAGCAGCAGCAGCAGCAGUCGAUGGUGAUGCCCAUGUCAAUGCCGAUGCAGGGGCUGAAAACCGAGCCAGGCAUGCCUCCACCGCCGUCGUCCAACAUGGCCAUGGCUGCGGCGAGUGUACACGGUAUGCCCCUUCAAGCGGCGGCGAGCAUGCAGCAGAACUUUGUCUUUGCCGGCGUUUCCAACGGCGAGGUCCUCUGGGGGCUGCCGCCCGGCAGCCCCGAGAAUAGCAGCGACACGGGAAGUGUUGCCGGCGGUCAGUCCCAGCACCACGGCAGCAUUGCCGGCCAGGCAGUCAGCGUCAUGGACAAUAUCGACUGGGUAUGUUGGUUUUUUUCCUUGUUUCUACUAUAUAACGGCCAAAGGCUAAUGACCUCUCUCUUGUGUUUUUCGGUAUCCAGGACGCGUUGCAAAUCUUGUUCCCCACAGACCCAGUCACGGGCGAGCUCUUGUUUAACCACUAUUUCGAUCCGGGCCUUAAUGGCGGCGGGGGCGGCGGCGGGAUGGGCAUGGCCCCGUCAUCGUCGUCCUCCUCUAAAUCUGCUGGCUCAUCUGGGUUUUAGAGAGACGAAGGAAGAUGGAUUGUUACUGGAGCGGCGUUUCGGCUUCUUUGGGCGGGGGUUUUUGUUUUCUUUUUCUUCUCAAGUUGCUGGUGCUUGA
Molecule: messenger RNA, 2676 nt
Organism: Lasiosphaeria miniovina
Lineage: Eukaryota; Fungi; Ascomycota; Sordariomycetes; Sordariales; Lasiosphaeriaceae
Exons: 3
Coding region: 1-2676 (891 amino acids)
Biological process (GO): DNA-templated transcription; regulation of DNA-templated transcription
Molecular function (GO): zinc ion binding; DNA binding; DNA-binding transcription factor activity, RNA polymerase II-specific
Source: RefSeq, a predicted model, not a curated record